AAAGAUAAACUAAUAUUGACAUUCUUUUUGUAAAUUCGUACUUUCCAAUAAACUUCAGACUAUAAAUACAGUGCUAGUUGCUUUAUUCGUUCAUAGUUGUUCGGAGUUGUUGUGAAGUGUGAAGUGAAAAAUGAAUAUUACAUUGCCGCAGUGUACAUCGCAGAGUAUUGGAUUAGCAAAUCAGCUGAUUACCACGUUAGUUCAAACACUUCUGGUUGCUCAUUGUGCAAUUUCACCACGAGAGCUGUGGCCAGACGAUCACGGAGAAGUGGCUUUAAAAAAUGGACUUAUCGAGUACGAUUUCAUUGUGAUCGGGAGUGGAUCGUCGGGUGCAGUUGUUGCAAGUCGACUGAGUGAAAUUGCGGAUUGGAAUGUUUUGUUAUUAGAAGCUGGUGGUGUUCCUCCUAUUGAAGAAGAGAUUCCAGGUUUUCAAGGUGGCUUAUAUGGAACGGAAUUUGAUUGGAGAUUCAAAGCCGAAUCGGAAACAGCUUGUUUGGCAUACCCCACUGGAUGUUCCCGACCUAGAGGCAAAAUGUUGGGUGGAUCAUCUGCCAUCAAUUCGAUGCAAUACAUUCGUGGUCACAAAGAUAAUUUCAAUCGAUGGAGUGAUUACUACGGAAAUCCCGGUUGGGAUUAUGAAAAUGUGCUGAAAUACUUCAGAAAGUCGGAAAACAAUCAAUACAAGCCGUAUGUGGAGUAUCAAAACGGGAGAUAUCACAGUGAUGCGGGGCCAAUGAAAGUGGAUUUCUAUGGUCCACGAAAGCCUUUUGAAGAUGUCUAUUUAAAUGCACUCAGCGAGAUUGGCAUUGAAACUAUUUUCGAUAUAAAUGGUGACAAAGAUGUGGGAGCUGGAGAUAAUCAAGGAAAUAUAUGGAAUGGACGACGUGAAAGCACAGCCAAAGCGUUUUUGGCACCAGUUAAAGAUCGAAAAAAUCUUCAUAUUAUUUAUUAUGGCGAAGUCGAGAAAAUUCUCAUUGACGAAAACAAUCGGGCGACUGGUGUUCAAUUCACGUACAAAGGAGAUCACCGAUUGGAGGCGACAGCUAAAAAAGAAGUUAUUUUAUCUGCUGGUUCAAUGAUGAGUCCGAAGCUUCUAUGGCUGAGCGGAAUUGGUCCAAAAGAUGAACUACAAAAUUUAGGCAUUCCAAUCAAGAGCGAUUUACCGGUUGGUCAAAACUAUAUUGAUCAUCUGAUUACUCGAUUGUUUGUUUCAUUCACACCUUCCGGAAUUUCUUCGGCCAGUUCCCAAUUUGAUGAGUUAUAUAAACUUCUUAUGCACAAUUCAGGAUUAUUAACAACCAAACAAUUGUCAGCUACCAUGACCGGUUUCAUAAACUCACGCAAUGAAACUGAAAAUCCCGAUUUUCAACUUCAUUUAUAUCAUAAUCCUGUAAAUUCGAAUUUCUCAAGCUCCGGCUAUACGGCAUACAAUCCAGAAAUGCGAGAUUAUUUAACGGAAAAAACAAAAACUUUAGAUAUUGGCUAUAUAGAAGUCAAUCUGGUUCAACCGAAAUCACGAGGCUACAUCAAGCUUAACACUACAUCGUUUGCAGACAAGCCAAUAAUUAGACCGAAAUACCUAACCAACGAUGAAGAUACUACAGCAAUAAUUCGAGCAAUCAAACGAAUUCUUAGCCUUUUGGAUACGAACACGUUCAAAGAAAGAAAUGCUCAGCUUAUGCACAUUCCCUUGAAGCCAUGUGAUGAUCUUGAGUAUUUAUCGGAUGAAUAUUGGCGUUGUUAUAUUCCACAAAUUUCCUAUCCACCCAGUCAUACUGUUGGAACGAGCAAAAUGGGAAAUUCAACAGAUCCAAAUGCUGUUGUCGAUCCACGGCUACGUGUUCGCGGUAUCACAGGAUUGAGACAAAUUGAUGGUGGCAUAAUGCCAGAUACGGUCUCAGGAAAUACUAACGCGGCUUGCAUCAUGAUCGGUGAAAAGGGAGCAGAUUUGAUUAAAGAAGACUACUCUCGAUUGUAAAACCAAUUUACUGUGUUCACAAAUAUAAAACUUUGUUUGAGAUUUUAAA
This is a messenger RNA of Sitodiplosis mosellana (orange wheat blossom midge), 2027 nucleotides long. Its product is annotated as glucose dehydrogenase [FAD, quinone]-like. The record is from RefSeq and is a predicted model, not a curated record. The coding region runs from base 131 to 1978 and encodes 615 amino acids. Gene Ontology annotation, molecular function: flavin adenine dinucleotide binding; ecdysone oxidase activity. The transcript is spliced from 4 exons. NCBI's taxonomy places the organism in Eukaryota, Metazoa, Arthropoda, Insecta, Diptera, Cecidomyiidae.